Molecule: messenger RNA, 4334 nt
Organism: Papaver somniferum (opium poppy)
Lineage: Eukaryota; Viridiplantae; Streptophyta; Magnoliopsida; Ranunculales; Papaveraceae
Product: leucine-rich repeat receptor protein kinase EMS1-like
Exons: 2
Coding region: 228-4160 (1310 amino acids)
Biological process (GO): hormone-mediated signaling pathway; protein phosphorylation
Cellular component (GO): plasma membrane
Molecular function (GO): protein binding; ATP binding; protein kinase activity
Source: RefSeq, a predicted model, not a curated record
UUGAUAUUUUCAGAGCAAAAUUUAUUGCAUGAAUAAAAACACUCUGUUUUUCAUGACUCCGUUUGCAGAGAAAAUUACAACUUCCAAAGACAUCAGUAUUUAGUUGCAGAGAUUCACAGCUUAAAUGCCUCCCUGCCUUCUUGUCUCUCUAUCUCUACAGCUCAGUUCCACUCUGUAAAAAAAACCACAAAUAAAACCUCCAUUGAAGCUCUUCAUUUCAUGUGAAAAUGGCGAUGAUGAAGAUUCUAUCUUUCCUUCUUCCUGUUUUUCUUGUAUGUAUGUUUCUCUCUUCUUCUUCUAGUUUCGUUUCAGCUCAAACAGAUGAAAACCCAGAAAGAAAAUCACUUUUGUUAUUCAAAAACAGUUUAGAUAACCCAAGUGUUUUAUCUUCAUGGAACCCCUCUGUUUUUUAUUGUCAAUGGAAAGGUGUACACUGUAAUAAAGAUAACCGAGUUACUUUAAUCGUUCUUUCAACUCAGUCUCUGAAAGGUUCCAUUUCUUCUUCUUUAUUCUCUCUUUCAAACCUCAUUACUCUUGAUUUAUCUGGAAACCAGUUCUAUGGCAAUCUCUCAUCUUCAAUCUCUGGUUUAAAAUCUCUGAGAGAAUUGAUUCUGAAUGAAAACUCAUUAUCAGGGGAGAUUCCUAGUCAGUUAAGUGAGUUAACACAGUUAGAAACUCUAAAACUUGGUAGUAAUUUCUUCACCGGAAAAAUCCCAGCAGAGCUCGGAAAACUGACGGAACUGAAGUUUCUUGAUUUGUCUCUGAAUGUUUUAACCGGAGAUAUCCCUGUCGAGCUCGGGGAACUGACUCGUAUUGAAUUUCUUGAUCUUGGUAAUAAUCUUCUGUCAGGUUCUCUUUCUCAUACUCUGUUUACACAGCUCAACUCUCUGGUUUCAUUAGACAUUUCUAAUAACUCAUUAUCUGGUACUAUCCCAUCGGAAAUCGGAAAUUUACAAAAUCUCACCGAUCUUUACAUCGGAAUCAAUCAUUUCUCCGGAGUUUUACCACCAGAAAUUGGAAACUUACAGAAUCUUGAAAACUUGUUCUCUCCUUCUUGUUUGAUUAAAGGUCCCUUACCAGAUGAAAUAUCAAAGUUGAAGAAUUUGAAUAAGCUCGAUCUUUCUUAUAAUCCAUUGAAAUGUCCAAUUCCACAAUCAAUCGGAGAAUUAGAAAAUUUAUCGAUUCUUAAUCUUGUGUAUUCUGAACUGAAUGGCUCUGUUCCGGCAGAGCUCGGUGAGUGCAAGAAUCUGAAGACAUUAAUGCUUUCGUUCAAUUCAUUGUCUGGUUCAUUACCUGAAGAACUAUCGAAGUUACCAAUGUUAUCAUUUUCAGCAGAAAGGAACCAACUUUCUGGUUCAUUACCAUCAUGGUUUGGGAAAUGGAAGACAAUUGAUUCGAUAUUGUUGUCGAGUAAUCGAUUUACGGGUGAAAUUCCACCGGAGAUUGGUAAUUGUUCUGCACUUAGCCAUAUUAGUUUAAGCAAUAAUUUACUUAGUGGUGAGAUUCCUGAAGAUAUUUGUAAUGCCAUUUCGCUUUCAGAGAUUGAUUUGGAUAGUAAUUUGCUAACUGGUACUAUUGAGAAGACAUUUGUAAAUUGCAAGAAUUUGACUCAAUUGGUUUUGGUUAAUAAUCAGAUUAGUGGGGUGGUGCCAGAAUAUUUAUCUGAGCUUCCACUGAUGGUAAUUGAUUUUGAUUCGAAUAACUUUACUGGUGAAAUUCCAGUGAGUAUUUGGAAUUCAGUUAAUUUGAUGGAGUUUUCGGCUUCGGAUAAUUUCUUGGAGGGACAUCUUACUGUGGAGAUUGGUAAUGCAGAGUCACUUGAGAGAUUGAUAUUGAGUAACAAUGGGUUACAAGGGGAGCUGCCCAAAGAGAUUGGUAAGUUGACAUCGCUAUCGGUUUUAUCGUUGAAUUCGAAUUUUCUUAGUGGGGUGAUUCCAUCUGAGAUUGCUGAUUGUGUUUCGUUGACGACAUUGGACCUUGGAAAUAAUAGUUUUAAGGGGUCGAUUCCGGGGAGAAUUGUUGGUUUGGAGCAGUUGCAGUGUUUGGUUCUUUCGCAUAAUGAGCUCACUGGGUCAAUACCUUGGACCCCGUCUGCUUAUUUUCGGCAGAUUAAUAUACCUGAUUCGAGUUUUGUUCAGCACCAUGGAGUUUAUGAUCUGUCGUAUAAUAGGUUGUCUGGUUCAAUACCUGAAGAGCUUGGUAAUUGCUUUGUCAUUCUUGAUUUGUCACUGAACAACAAUAGGCUUUCGGGGAGUAUUCCGAAAUCGAUAUCUCGGCUGACUAAUCUUACUUCACUUGAUCUUUCCAGUAAUGCACUUACUGGGACGAUUCCGGAUGAGUUACGGUAUUGUGUUAAGCUUCAAGGACUGUAUCUUGGAAAUAACCAGCUUACGGGUAUGAUACCUGAAACACUUGGUUAUAUCACUAGUCUUGUGAAGUUAAAUUUAACUGGUAAUAUGCUUUCGGGUGCUGUUCCUUUGAAGUUUGGAGAACUGGAUGGACUUUCUCAUUUGGAUUUAAGCUCGAAUGAACUUACAGGAGUCUUGCCUUCGUCUCUUUCAGGCAUGGUUAAUCUUGUUGGUCUCUAUGUUCAGCAGAAUAAGCUGUCUGGUUCUUUAGAUGGACUCCUUCCGAACAAUAUAUCGUGGAGAGUUGAAGUUCUGAAUUUGAGUAUGAAUUUCUUUGAUGGGAAUAUCCCAAGUUCUUUGGAAAAUUUGUUGUAUUUAACGUAUUUGGAUCUUCAUCAAAACAUGUUUACAGGAGAGAUUCCUGUUGAGCUUGGGGCACUUGAACAACUUUUAUACUUCGAUAUCUCGGGCAAUUCGCUUUCUGGAACAAUUCCUGAUAGUUUGUGUGCGCUUUCAAAUUUGUAUUACUUGAAUUUGGCUGAUAACAGAUUGGGAGGUUUGGUACCGAAGAUUGGAAUUUGUCAGAAUUUCUCGAAGAUUUUUCUUUCUGGCAACAAACAUCUGUGCGGGGGAAUUCUUGGUAUGCACUGUGAGAUGAGUGGGGUUCAUGGAGUACCACCAUUUUUGAAUUCAUGGGGAUUGGCAGGAGUAGUAGUGGGUAGUGCAUUUGUUGCUCUUGCGGUUGUUUACGUGUUGAUGAGAAGGAAAAUCAGCAGCAGCAGGGAAAAUCCUUCAAUGAAGUUCGACGACAGCAAGUUUAAUAGCUCAAGUGAUCCAAAUUUCUAUUAUCUUAGCAGUAGUAGAUCAAAAGAGCCUCUAAGCAUCAAUAUUGCCAUGUUUGAGCAGCCUCUACUGAAGCUAACCUUAGUUGACAUUCUUGGAGCAACUAAUAAUUUCUGCAAAACAAACAUUAUCGGAGAUGGAGGGUUUGGAACUGUGUAUAAAGCAAUAUUGGAGGAAGGAAAAACAGUUGCUAUUAAGAAGUUAAGCCAUGCAAAAACACAAGGUCACCGCGAAUUUCUAGCCGAAAUGGAAACAUUGGGCAAGGUAAAGCAUCAAAAUCUCGUGUCGUUACUUGGGUACUGUACUUUUGAUGAAGAAAAACUUCUUGUGUAUGAAUACAUGGCAAAUGGAAGUUUAGAUAUGUGGUUGAGAAACCGAACCGGAGCUCUUGAAGCUCUUGACUGGUCUAAGCGUUUCAAGAUUGCGUUAGGAUCUGCUCGAGGACUAUCUUUUCUGCAUCAUGGUUUCAUUCCUCACAUCAUUCACAGAGAUAUUAAAGCAAGCAACAUUCUACUAGACGAAGAUUUUGAACCGAAAGUUGCAGAUUUCGGCCUUGCAAGACUAAUCAGUGCUUGUGAAACGCAUGUCAGUACUGAUAUUGCUGGAACUUUUGGUUACAUUCCACCAGAGUAUGGCCAGAGUUGUAGGUCUACAAUAAGGGGAGAUGUAUAUAGUUUUGGUGUUAUCUUGCUUGAAUUGGUUACCGGGAAGGAGCCGACUGGUCCUGAUUUUAAGGAGAUAGAUGGUGGAAAUCUGGUUGGCUGGGUGCAUCAGAAGAUCAAGAAAGGUGAAGCCAUUGAUGUUCUUGAUCCGAUGAUUAUGAACGUUGAGACGAAACAGGGAAUGCUGCGAGCAUUGCAGAUUGCAACUUUAUGUGUAACUGAGAACCCAGCAAAAAGGCCAACAAUGCUACAAGUAUUGAAGUUCUUGAAAGGAAACGACGAAGAGGAAUCUGCGCAUGAUCCAUAAUCAUUGUUCUAGUGUUCCGUUAGUACUGUAAAUUUUUAAGUAAGGCUUGUAAUUGUUAAUUUCUUCGUCCUCUGGUAUCUUAUACUAGUAUAUUUUAGACGAAAGCAAUCCAUCAAUGUUAUGUAGGCCAAGUAAAUGUAACAAAGAGAUUUACACCAACCACAUCUAAGGAUU